Cyphellophora europaea CBS 101466 is the source of this 1188-nucleotide messenger RNA. RefSeq lists its product as uncharacterized. Bases 1 to 1188 code for a protein of 395 amino acids. The transcript has a single exon. The record is from RefSeq and is a predicted model, not a curated record. NCBI's taxonomy places the organism in Eukaryota, Fungi, Ascomycota, Eurotiomycetes, Chaetothyriales, Cyphellophoraceae.
AUGGCUGAGGACUGGGGUCUAGCCUCACUGAUAGUCGCACUAUGCGCACUUACGCUGACACUUUCCCCAGUGUCUCUGGGUUUCAUCGCAAGCGUCAUAUCGCCUAUCCUGAGCACCAUAUGGCCCUCGCUAGGAAAAUGCGAGACCUUUGAAUGGACGGACAUUCCAGACGGGGCUCUUCACACUUGUGAACACCCCCCACAGUCUUGCAGCCACGUUGGCGCCCAGAUCACCCCGGAGAGCUGGGAGGCAGCAGCGUCACACUUCUUCGCAUUCAGGCGUGGCAACUUCGUUCGAAAGCCCAAACAAUUAAGCCUGACCACGAGAUACAUCCGGACUGAUACGAAGACACUAAAAGCAUUCCUGUCACUUCUGAACGGUCACGCACUUUACGAAACCGGAAGAUCUUUCCAAAUUGUCUUCAAACCAGUCGGGGGAUUGACGACUGCGUAUGUGAAGAUACAACGCGGACUUCCAAACAGUCUCAAUCAUUUCUGCAGGCUGGAUGUCACCAAGCGCGAGAUGGAACUCAUUUUCCAAGGGUAUCCGCCAUGGUAUCAGAACCCGCUUUCCGUGGGCAGGGGCCGCCAUGUGACGCAUCCAAUCAUUGACGAAAGUGAUCUGCAUCGGGGAGGAUGGAUAUUCGCCGUCGGACUGAGUCCGACGCGCCCAACCCUUGGGAACUUCCUGGAGAUCAAGGGCGGCUCUAUGCUCAUCGUAGAGCGGGGUCUCAGGCGCGUGAUCCGCUGUUUAAAAAAUCUCGAGUUGGCCUUCUACGGUGAAUUGAGAGUAUCGGCUGCACAUACACUGGUGGAAGGCCUUCAUUGGUGGUACGCGGUUGGCGGUGGCUACGGUCCUAGUCGAGCGCGAGAACUCUUCUACAAGGCAGGUUUCAAAGACCUCCUUGUCGGUCCGGACUUCAUCGAAGGUCUAACGGACUCACAAAUCAUUACAGGGAUGAAAGUUUUCAAUUACGAUGAGCCACUCACGGACAAGGAGAUAACGCAACUGCGGCCUGUGCUUGAGAGUGUUGUCCGGGCGUCGGUGCUAGGGGUUCGAAAGGUCAUCGAUCACGUAGGUAUUCCUAUUAUUAGCACAGAGGAGAUCAUGCCUUGCAGUCUGCCACCUGAACUGACAAACGAUGGGUAUGUGUACGUUCGAGAGAGAUGGGAUUCUCUGGAGGAUUGA